Molecule: messenger RNA, 3803 nt
Organism: Tarenaya hassleriana
Lineage: Eukaryota; Viridiplantae; Streptophyta; Magnoliopsida; Brassicales; Cleomaceae
Product: RNA polymerase II C-terminal domain phosphatase-like 1
Exons: 17
Coding region: 499-3411 (970 amino acids)
Molecular function (GO): RNA polymerase II CTD heptapeptide repeat phosphatase activity
Source: RefSeq, a predicted model, not a curated record
CUGGAUCUAGGGUUUCGGUUCGCUCAGCUAAUUUCCUCACCAUUUACUCCUGAUUUUAGAACGUGACCCACAAAAACCUAAUUUCUUCCAUAGAUUUGUCCAUCAACAGAUCAUCAAAGGACCGCAGAAAGUAUCAGGGCUCUGAUUUGAUCAAUCGCUACUCGCAGAUCCAGAAAAAAGUGUUUCUAGGGAACAAAUUCUAAAGAAAAAACCCUAACUUCGGCCCCUCUCUUUCUCGCCAACGCAUUGUUUUUCUCCAAGAUUUUGUUUCUUGUUGCCCUGCUUGUAAUCCGCGAAAAAAAAGACAUGGAUCGAAUUCAAAACUAGUAUGGGUCUGAUGAUCUUACAGCAGGGGACAACGAACAGUAAGAUUUUGAUUAAUAAAUUUGAGAUGAGAAAUCCAUUGAUUCUAUGACUGCUUCUUCUGACACGGACAAAUCCAAGGAGGAUUGAGAAGAAGAGGAAGAAGACAAAGAAGAGCAAGAGGAAGAGACAAACAUGUAUAGUAAUAGGGUUGAAGUGUACAAUGGUGAAGGAAAAGUUGGAGAAAUGGAGGUACACCCACCUCGGGAAUCGGAGAAGGGAGACGAGAUGAUGAUGCUGAGAAAGAAGAAGCGGAGAGAAAUAAUGGAGGAAGUGAAGAAGGGAAUCAGAAUAAGCCACUUCUCUCAACCUAGUGAGAGGUGCCCUCCUCUCGCUGUGCUUCAUACUAUUUCUUCUUCUGGCCUUUGUUUCAAAUUGGAGGCCACAGCCAAAUUCAAAUCAUCGUCAUCUUCUCCUGCUCAUGAGCCGCUUCGUCUCUUCCAUUCAUCCUGUCUCAGAGACAACAAGACAGCAGUAAUGCUCCUGGGCGAGGAGGAAGAGCUCCAUUUGGUUGCCAUGUAUUCUAGAAACAAUGAAAAGGAAUACCCGUGUUUCUGGGCAUUCAAUGUUGCUUCAGGACUCUACAAUUCCUGUCUUGUCAUGCUGAACCUCAGAUGUCUGGGUAUUGUCUUUGAUCUUGACGAAACUCUCAUUGUCGCGAAUACCAUGCGCUCGUUUGAGGAUAGGAUUGAGGGAUUGCAACGAAGAAUCAACAAUGAGGUGGAACCACAACGUAUUGCUGUUAUGGUGGCUGAGAUGAAGCGUUACCAAGAUGACAAAAACAUAUUGAGGCAAUAUGUUGAAAGUGAUCAAGUAGUUGACAACGGGAAAGUGAUUAAGGUGCAGACAGAAGUUGUUCCUGCCUUGUCUGAUAACCAUCAGCCUGUUGUCCGUCCACUCAUAAGGCUACAAGAGAAGAAUAUUAUCCUGACUCGCAUCAAUCCAAUGAUUCGUGAUACGAGUGUGCUAGUGAGGUUGAGGCCUGCGUGGGAGGAGCUUCGUAGCUAUUUGACAGCAAGAGGGCGUAAGCGUUUUGAGGUUUAUGUUUGCACGAUGGCUGAAAGGGAUUAUGCCUUAGAGAUGUGGAGACUUCUCGACCCAGAGGGGAAUUUGAUAAACACAAAUGAGUUGCUCGAUCGCAUUGUUUGCGUGAAGUCUGGUUCAAGAAAAUCAUUGUUCAAUGUGUUUCAAGAUGGAACCUGCCAUCCUAAAAUGGCAUUGGUGAUAGAUGAUCGGUUGAAAGUAUGGGAUGACAAGGAUCAACCAAGGGUGCAUGUUGUUCCUGCAUUUGCUCCUUAUUAUGCUCCUCAAGCUGAAGCAGCUGCAAUACCUGUACUGUGUGUCGCGAGAAAUGUUGCUUGCAAUGUGAGGGGUGGAUUUUUCAAAGACUUUGAUGAUUGUCUGCUACAAAGGAUUGGGGAAAUAUCGUAUGAGAAUGAUAUCGAGGAUAUUCAUUCUCCACCUGAUGUCAGCCAUUAUUUGGUCUCUGAGGAUGAGAUAUCAGGUUCAAAUGGGAACAAAGAUCUGCUUUCUUUUGAUGGGAUGGCUGAUGCCGAGGUGGAGAGAAGAUUGAAGGAAGCAAUUUCUGCAUCUUCAGCUGUCCCUGCUGGGGUAAAUCUUGAUCCUAGGCUAGCUGCUUCCCUUGCAUUCGCCAUGCCUUCUACUUCUGUUUCAGUUCCAGUACCAGCAGUGCAACCGUCGGCUGCAACCUUUCCGCCUAUGCAGUUUCAACCAUCGACGUCUAUAGUUAAACCACUGGUUUCUGCUGGUUCCGUCGAACCAAGCUUGCAAAAUUCUCCAGCGAGGGAGGAAGGUGAGGUACCUGAAUCAGAGUUGGAUCCAGAUACUCGACGGAGGCUUCUCAUAUUGCAGCAUGGACAAGAUAGUAGAGAUCCCGCUCCAAGUGAACCUCCACUUCCUCAAAGGCCUCCAGUUCAAGUUCCACCUCCACAUGUGCAACCGAGAAGUGGCUGGUUUCCUGUCGAGGAAGAGAUAGAUCCUGCUCCACUUCGUCGAACAGUUCCCAAAGAAUAUCCAUUGGAUUCUGAAAUGGUCCAUGUGGAGAAGCAUAGGUCUCAUCAGUCGUCCUUUUUUCCUAUGACUGAUGGUUCUACUCAACCUGAUAGGAUGCUUCGUGAGAAUCGGAGACCACCAAGAGAGUCAUUCCAUAGAGAUGAACUAUUAAGGUCAAACAACAACAAAUCCGGAUCUCAUGCUUUUUAUGGGGAGGAGGCAUCUUUGAGUCGAUCUUCGUCUAGGAGCAGGGAUCUUGACUCUGUGUCUGGACGAAUUGCCUCAGCAGCAGAGACUCCAGCUGAUGUUCUACAUGAUAUAGCUAUGAAAUGUGGAACUAAGGUGGAAUUCAAACCAGGCCUGGUUGCUAGUUCUGUUUUGCAGUUCUCUGUUGAGGCUUGGUUUUCUGGGGAAAGAAUUGGAGAGGGAUUUGGUAGAACCAGAAGAGAAGCCUUGCAUAAGGCUGCUGAGGCUUCCAUCCAGAACUUAGCUGAUGUAUAUUUGUCCCGUACGAAUCCCGACCCAAGGCCGAGCAAUAGGGAUGCAAGUGCCUUUGCUAAUGGCAGUACCUUCUUGGGAAAUGGAAAUAUGGUAGAGAAUCGCCCAUUUGGCAGAGACGAAUCUGCACCAUUCUCAGCAAUGUCAGAUCCCUCUAGACCUACAGAUCCGAGAUUGGAAGGCUCUAUUAGGCCUAUGGGCUCCAUUUCUGCGCUCAGGGAAUUGUGCGCUAUGGAGGGCUUUGACGUGGCUUUUCAAGCACAACGCCCACCAUCGGACAUGGUCCAAAAAGAUGAAUUAUAUGUUCAGGUCGAAAUUGAUGGGCGAGUUCUAGGGGAAGGUGUUGGUUUGACAUGGGAUGAGGCCAGGAUGCAGGCUGCCGAAAGAGCGCUCUCCAGUUUGAGAUCGAUGAUUGGUCAAUCUUUGUAUAAACGGCCGGUAUCUCCUAGAUCUUCGCAUGGGAUGUCGAGCAAGCGUAUGAAACCAGAGUUUCAACGAUCUCUGCAACGGAUGCCAUCUUCAGGAAGAUAUCCGUAGACAAGCUUUUAACUCAUUUCGACAUCAACGCGUUUCUCCAAGCAGCAAGUCAAGAACAUUCUUUUGGGAAAAUGGCACUGGUCCAGGAUCCUCGCUGACUCCAAGACCUGUCAGAUUUUUGCUCAAAUCCAGUAACAGUGGUCGGACCCAGAUCCCGAGUUUUGUAUAAUCUUUCGAUGCGGUUUCAGAAGGAAAGUUGCUGCAAAUGACCGGCAAGGACCGUUUGGAUAGUUUGCCUUUCCGACAGUCUUUCAGUCUCUUUUAGUUCGCUUAUUAGCCCAUUUCGAACUUCAUCUCGGUCAGUGUGUAUAGAUGAUACAGUGUAAGCAACGAAUGUAACGUUAUAAGCAGGAUUGUUUACAUUACAUGACAAUAUCACACCAUUACCAUUA